Porites lobata is the source of this 984-nucleotide messenger RNA. NCBI's taxonomy places the organism in Eukaryota, Metazoa, Cnidaria, Anthozoa, Scleractinia, Poritidae. The record is from the annotation of a GenBank genome assembly.
AUGGGCAGCAAGAAAAAAUCCCCGUGGAGGAAAACUACUUGCUCGCAGAAACGUCGAUUUCCACUCAGUGAAUUAUCAAAACAGAAAGCUAUCCUCCGCAAUGAAUAUUUAUCAAAAAGUAAGGAAUUGUGUUCAUUAAAAAAGAAAAUCCAGGGGCUCCAAGAGAAGAGUGAUAAGGUACAAGAAUGUAUCAACUCUCUUGACACAACGCUCCCAGUUCAACCCCGUAUAAGCGCCUUUGAAAUUUCAAAAAAUACCUCCACCAGACGAAAAAAGGAUCCCUCUGAACUUUCUAAUGAAGGUAAACUGAACUUGCCUAGACGAAGUGCCCAGAGAAGGCAGUUGGAAACCUUACAGGCUGCUGCAGAGAUCAGUGGUGGUACAGUAGAGAACAAAGGUCCUGCUCUUGAUGGUAUGAUAUCUACUGUUUUGAAGUAUGGCAAAAUAACUGAUAUUACAAAAUAUUUCUGCUCGUCCAAAAAAAUGAAAAAAGCAGCUCUGGUGAAAAUAAAGGCAGAGACAGAACGUUAUGAAAAAAGCAAUGAAAAUUUUAUCUGCUCACUUCCCCUGCUCUAUGCAGGAGGGAUAAUAGGAAAAGUGAAAUAUGAGCAAGGGAGGUCUGCCCUUGUGAUGAAGCACACUGAGAAGACCACCAAGAAAGGAAAUCCCUCCAAGCAAAGAUUUACAUUUGGCUUUGGAAUCCCUAUUCCAAGACCACUUGCUUACAAGGAUUUAAUUCACAAAAUUGCAGAAAUUGAUAUUGGAGAACUUAUUUCUGUAAGAGAAACCUUGUGUGCUACCUUAACCCCCGAACAGAAGGUUGCUGGUGUGUACAGAGACUUGGAAAAAAUGCUUCUCAUCCUGAGAAAAUUCUAUCUGGAAACAGAUCCCAUGAGAAAGGACGAUGAAAGACUGUCUUGGUUUGGUAAGAAGGGUGCUUUCAAAGUAGCAAUAGGUGGUGACGGUUCCCCCUUUGGUAAAUAG